This is a messenger RNA of Schistocerca gregaria, 1470 nucleotides long. RefSeq lists its product as uncharacterized. The record is from RefSeq and is a predicted model, not a curated record. The coding region runs from base 231 to 1253 and encodes 340 amino acids. Gene Ontology annotation, cellular component: cytoplasmic microtubule. NCBI's taxonomy places the organism in Eukaryota, Metazoa, Arthropoda, Insecta, Orthoptera, Acrididae. The transcript has 7 exons.
AUCUUUGCUCGCGUCUUCACUAGCUUUUAUUUCAUUAUCCACGCCUUGCCGUUUUUGACACAACAAAAAUGUAUGAGACAAGCUCAUACUUCAAAUUGUUAUUAAGAGCGUAGAAAUGUGGAUCAGCGGUGUCCAUCAGUAUUGCGUUAUAUCACAAGAGAUGGUUAAUUUCUCCUAAGGGCAAAAUCAAGAAAACCAACCGUCGAGUGAUCCACUGAAAAUCUCAAUCCAUGGAACAAGUUUUGACUGAAGACGGUAAAGUGAGAACAAUGAGGAAGACUUCCAGGCGAAGAGGGCCUGGUCGCAGAAGAAAUUUUGUCCAGGAAAAUAUUGCAUUUCUCAAAGAACUGCAAACCACACUACAGGAGAGGAAGACCAAUGCAAAGGCCUCACCAAGAGCUCGCAAACAACGUGCUCAAACUGGUAAACACUCAGCUCGAAAGGGGAAAAAUUCACCUAAAUCUGAGCCUUAUGUGACUGAUGACAAUGUGGGGAACAUUGACAUCAAACUUACUACAGAGGAACAACUUUUACUGAAAGGCUAUGGUUCACUAGCAACGCAAUCUAAUACUGAUUUAUUAUCAAAUUUGUCAUCCACAGAUCAUGAACCAGACAUUGUUGAAACCACUGUAGAAGAUGGAACUGGUGUUGAUAGAACUUCAAAAAAUUCUGAAGAAACCAAAAGUCACAUCUCUCUUGAGAGACAAGAUGCAGUGAGAGGCAUACACUUGAGCAAAGAGACAACCUCCGUAAGGCAGGGCUCGGCUGCUUGUCCUUCGGGGGAGGACUUGACCGACAACUCACUGCCCCACACAUUUAGUGUGACAAAGCAGCCAUCCAUAAAAAUGACUGCAAAAGCAAUGGCUGCAAGAAAGAAAGUACUCGCUCCCUCGACUCCGGACCCUCUGAAGGCACCUCCUUCAUAUAAAAGAGGUGUUGUCCCUAGGUACCUGCGGUCUCAGAAGAAAGAACAACAGAAAGGAGAUGAAGAGUUAUUUGAUUCCCAACAAGGAUACAUUCCUCUCCCAAAUGACACUAGGAAAGAAGUGCUUACAUUGCUCAGGAAAAGUUUUGCCGAUUUGGCUCAUCAGCUAAACAUGCUGCCACUUCGACCGCCAAACCUAGAGAUUCGAGAAAGGAGAAUGGACAUUGAAAAGCAGCUGGAUAAACUAGAAGAAGCAAUUCAAGUAUUUUCUCAGUCUGAAGUAUCUGUGAAACUUGCAUUUCACAAAAGGAGUGCGAAAAGUGUCUGAAUAAAGGAGCAUAGUAUUACCUACAGUUAACAGACAGUUACUGCCUGUCCCAAUCAGGCGAGAAAAACUUAAGAACUGUUGCAUUUUGACAUAUCAAGUAAUCUAUUGUUCCUGUGUCCCCUGUAACCAGUGUCACGAAAGUUCUCAUUGUCUUCACACAAGAUCGAAGUGUGUAUUAUUUUCACAGAAGUAAAAUAAAUGAUUAAUUUUCAUUUUA